UUUGGCUGUGAACUCCUCCUUAAAACUUAACCUCAAGGUGGGUGGCGCAUUUACGUUGUAGAUGUCUAGGGGCUCCAGUAACCACUUAACACCAGAUGAGCUGCUAGCUCGUCCAUUCAUCUAAGCAAUAAAAAAUAAAAAUAAAAACAUACUCGCCUAGUACAUUGCAUUGGAGAAUGACUUUGUUAACAAGUUCGAAUCGUUGUGGUUACCUAAGCCACGAUUGCCUCUCAAACGUGAGGAACACAUUUUCCGGUUGACCUUUAUUAAAAAUGCGAGAUUCUCAUUAACUGGGAGAGCAUUAAUUGGGGGAUUAACUUUUAUCAGAGCGGGCGGUACUUCCCUCUGUUGUUUGUGUUUAACCUCAAUUGACCCGUUAUCUUGCGCUCGAGAGCGUCUAACAACAAACCACGCGAAUUUGUAUAUAUAAAGAGAAACAAGUCUGAAUUAAUUACAUUCUGAUAGUGCACAUCAAGUGAUCAGUACAGCGCCGCUUGUGUCUUAACGUCCGCCUUUGAAUUUACAUAAACUUACAAUGAAUUUCGCAAAGAUCCUAUCCUUCGUCUUCGCUCUGGUGCUGGCUUUGAGCAUGACCAGCGCUGCUCCCGAGCCCAGGUGGAAGAUCUUCAAGAAAAUUGAAAAAAUGGGCAGGAACAUCCGUGACGGCAUCGUCAAAGCGGGCCCGGCGAUCGAGGUCCUCGGUUCGGCUAAAGCUAUAGGAAAAUGAUCUUUAAAACGACUGCCAUAAAUACUAGUAUUAUUUAAUCUACUCGUUAAUUUUAAUAUGUAAUUAAAUUACAGCUUUAAGACUUAAUAAUAAGACGUUCAAUUUUAAAUAUAAUUUAAAAUUAAUGUCUGCCAAAGUUUUCUUAGUGAUAAACGUUAUGUUGUAAAAUUGAAAAUAAAUAAAAUAUUUUGUACAUAAUUCAA
Bombyx mori (domestic silkworm) is the source of this 930-nucleotide messenger RNA. It is a transcript of the gene CecB1, whose product is annotated as cecropin-B-like. The record is from RefSeq and is a predicted model, not a curated record. The coding region runs from base 536 to 727 and encodes 63 amino acids. The transcript is spliced from 2 exons. Gene Ontology annotation, cellular component: extracellular region. Gene Ontology annotation, biological process: antibacterial humoral response. Lineage: Eukaryota; Metazoa; Arthropoda; Insecta; Lepidoptera; Bombycidae.